AUGCAGGUGAUCAACCAGCAGUUCUGCAGCUACAAGGUCAAGACGGUCACGCAGAACUUCUGUCGCAACGAGUACAACCUCACCGGUUUCUGUUCGCGCCAGUCAUGCCCGCUCGCCAACUCCCGCUAUGCGACUGUUCGAGAGAAGGAGGGCGUCCUCUACCUCUACGUGAAGACCAUUGAGCGUGCGCACUCCCCCGCCAACAUGUGGGAGCGCAUCAAGCUCUCGUCCAACUACACCAAGGCGCUCGAGCAGAUCGACAAGGAGCUCAUCUACUGGCCCAACUUCAUCACGCACAAGUGCAAGCAGCGUCUCACCAAGAUUACGCAGUACCUCAUCAAGAUGCGCAGACUCUCCAUGACCCAGCAGCCGAAGCUCGUCGGUAUCAAGAAGAAGCUCGAGCGACGUGAAGCCACGCGUGAGCGCAAGGCGCUUGCGGCGGCCAAGCUGGAGAAGAGCAUCGAGGCGGAGCUUCUCGAGCGUCUGCGAUCGAAGGCGUACGGCGAUGCGCCGCUGAACGUGAACGAGGACGUGUGGCGCCAAGUGCUCGAGAUGGACAAGGGCAAGGGCAAGCUGGAGGACAUGGAGGAGGACGACUCGCUGCUGGACGAGGAGGAGUGGGAGGGAGGCGAGCGCGAGUUUGUCGAGGACGACGAGUCGGACGACGACAUCGAGGACUACUCUGGAUCCGAGUUCGACGAGUUCGACUCCGAGGCCGAGUCCGACGACGACGAGGGACAGGAGUUCCCGUCCGAUCUCGAGGUGUCGGACGAGGAAGACGAGGAGGACGACGACGAGGAGGACGGAGAGGGCGACGAGGGAGCAGAGGCCAAGAAGCCCGCACCCAAGCCACCAAAGAAGCCGGAAGCUGGCGCCAAGCGGAAGGCGACCAAGGACCCGAAACGCGCCAACAAGAGGCGGCCCCACGUCAACGUCGAGUACGAGAUGGAGACCGAGCCCCUGUCCCGCGAGAUGCUCAACAACUGGUAG
Molecule: messenger RNA, 990 nt
Organism: Trichosporon asahii var. asahii CBS 2479
Lineage: Eukaryota; Fungi; Basidiomycota; Tremellomycetes; Trichosporonales; Trichosporonaceae
Product: Glutathione S-transferase 6
Exons: 3
Coding region: 1-990 (329 amino acids)
Biological process (GO): maturation of 5.8S rRNA; maturation of LSU-rRNA
Cellular component (GO): preribosome, large subunit precursor; nucleolus
Source: RefSeq, a predicted model, not a curated record